Chinchilla lanigera (long-tailed chinchilla) is the source of this 1547-nucleotide messenger RNA. It is a transcript of the gene Rpa2, whose product is annotated as replication protein A2, 32kDa. The record is from RefSeq and is a predicted model, not a curated record. Gene Ontology annotation, molecular function: DNA binding. Gene Ontology annotation, biological process: double-strand break repair via homologous recombination; nucleotide-excision repair; DNA replication. Lineage: Eukaryota; Metazoa; Chordata; Mammalia; Rodentia; Chinchillidae. Gene Ontology annotation, cellular component: DNA replication factor A complex; site of double-strand break; chromosome, telomeric region. Bases 283 to 1233 code for a protein of 316 amino acids. The transcript has 8 exons.
GCCCUUAGUAAAGAUGGCGCAGGGCUUCCAGCUUUACUUGGGGCACGCGCGUUUUCGGCAGUGUGGCCACAGGAGACAGGAAAAACACCGUAGGAUUCGUGAGCGUUGAUUGGCUGAAGCCGGAAGCGUGCGCUGACUGGCUCCGUCCUUCGCGGGAAGUAGUUUGUGGCGCCAGAAGAAAGUGGAUACGACGGAGGAGCGGCGACGGGAUUCUGAGGGGUCCUGCGAGCCUGUCGUUCUGGAACCUUCUGGCCCUCCUUUCCCAAGACAGUCGCGACCAAGAUGUGGAGUAGUGGCUAUGAAAGCUACAGCACCGCCAGCUACGGAGGAGGCGGCAGCUACACGCAGACCCCGGGGGGCUUCGGGUCGCCAACACCUUCCCAGGCCGAGAGGAAAUCGAGAGCCCGAGCCCAGUACAUUGUACCCUGUACUAUAUCUCAGCUACUUUCUGCUACUCUGGUUGAUGAGGUGUUCAAAAUUGGGAAUGUUGAGAUUUCACAGGUCACUAUUGUGGGGAUAAUCAGACACGCAGAGAAGGCUCCAACCAACAUUGUUUACAAAAUAGAUGACAUGACAGCUGCACCCAUGGAUGUCCGCCAGUGGGUUGACACAGAUGACACCAGUGGAGAAAACACCGUGGUCCCUCCAGAAACGUAUGUGAAGGUGGCCGGCCACCUGAGGUCCUUUCAGAACAAAAAGAGCUUGGUAGCCUUUAAGAUCAUGCCCCUGGAGGAUAUGAAUGAGUUCACCACACAUAUUCUGGAAGUAGUCAAUGCACACAUGAUGCUGAGCAAACCCAGCACCCAGGUGAAGCAUUCAUGUUUCUCUCAGAAUUAUGAGUUCCUCUGCAUGGUGGUGCACGCCUGUAAUCCCACUGUGUGGACGGUGUGUUCCGAGGCACCCAGGAGGGCAGCAGAAGUCAUGGAGAGGAGUGGCAGCUGCGGCCGGGGAAGAGGGGCUGACUCCGUGUGUUCAGUAGGAGGAGCUGAUAGGAGUGAUGUGUGGGUUAGGGAUAAACGUGGAGGAGAGGGGUUCACAAAGGACUCCUGGGUUCGAGGCUUGAGCAGCCGGAUGAAGCAGAUCUGGAGGGUAAAAUCCAGAACUGUGGUUCAGACCUCACCGCGUAGGAGAUGCCACUUAGGCAUCCAGUGCGCAGGUGACUGUAUCAGGCUGGACCUCGCGGGAGAGGGCAGGCUAGAGGGAGAGCUUUGGCGGUCAUUUCUCUGUUGGUGAUAUUUAAAGCUUUGGACACGGGAGUUCAGAGGCAGAGACCGCAGCGCUGGGACCGAACUUCAGAAGUCUGGAAACAAGAGAAGCACCGCCGAAAGCCAGAGGACUUGCUGGCUAAGCAGGAAGACCAGGGAGCAGGAUUUCAUAAAAUAUUUUUUGUCUGGUUGGUUUCUUGUUUUGUUUUGAGACAGUCUUGCCAGGUAACACAGUCUGGCCUCAAACUCAUAAUCCUCCUGCCUCAAUCUCGCUGGAAUUACAAGCGUGCUCCAGCACACGCCAUACUUACGUCUCUUUUUUUCAGAUAGGGUCUGUAGCUG